This is a messenger RNA of Gavia stellata (red-throated loon), 1883 nucleotides long. RefSeq names its product cartilage associated protein (gene CRTAP). The coding region runs from base 1 to 1182 and encodes 393 amino acids. Gene Ontology annotation, biological process: peptidyl-proline hydroxylation to 3-hydroxy-L-proline; collagen fibril organization. The record is from RefSeq and is a predicted model, not a curated record. The transcript is spliced from 7 exons. Gene Ontology annotation, molecular function: protein binding; collagen binding. Gene Ontology annotation, cellular component: endoplasmic reticulum. NCBI's taxonomy places the organism in Eukaryota, Metazoa, Chordata, Aves, Gaviiformes, Gaviidae.
AUGUGGCUGGCGCUGGCGGCGUUGCUCGCGGCGGCGGGGGCGCAGUACGAGCGCUACAGCUUCCGCAGUUUCCCGCGGGACGAGCUCAUGCCGCUCGAGUCCGCCUACCGCUACGGCCUGGACCAGUACAGCACGGAGAACUGGCCCGAGAGCGUCAACUACCUGGAGGUCAGCAUGCGGCUCUACCGCCUGCUGCGCGACAGCGAGGCCUUCUGCCACCGCAACUGCAGCGCUGCCGGGCAGCCCCCCGCCGCCGCCGCCGCCGCCGGGGGAGCGCUGGCCGAGCUGCGCCUCCUGGCCGGGGUGCUGCGGCGGGCCCAGUGCCUGCGGCGCUGCAAGCAGGGGCUGCCCGCCUUCCGCCAGGCCCAGCCCGGCCGCGACCUGCUCGAGGACUUCCAGCGCCGCGAGCCCUACAAGUACCUGCAGUUCGCCUACUUCAAGGCCAAUAAUCUUCCAAAAGCUAUUGCGGCAGCUCACACAUUUCUUCUGAAGCAUCCAGAGGAUGAAAUGAUGCAAAGAAACAUGGCCUACUAUAAGAGCAUACCUGAUGCUGAGGAGCAUAUUAAAGACUUGGAGACAAAACCUUAUGAGAAUCUCUUUGUCAGGGCUGUGAGAGCAUACAAUGGUGACAACUGGAGAACAUCCAUCUCAGACAUGGAACUGGCUCUUCCUGAUUUCUUCAAAGCCUACGAUGACUGUACGGCAGCCUGUGAAGGCUCCCGCGAGAUCAAAGAAUUUAAAGACUUCUAUCUCUCCAUUGCAGACCAUUACGUUGAAGUCCUUGCAUGCAAAGUGCAGUGUGAGAGUAAUCUGACACCCAUUAUAGGAGGCUUUGUUGUUGAGAAAUUUGUGGCCACCAUGUACCAUUACUUGCAGUUUGCUUAUUAUAAAUUGAAUGACAUGAAGAAUGCAGCUUCUUGUGCUGCUAGUUACCUUCUGUUUGACCAGAAAGAUGAAGUAAUGAAACAGAACAUGGUCUAUUAUCAGUACCACAAAGACAAAUGGGGACUUAAAGAAGAGGAUUUUCAGCCCAGAUCGGAGGCAGUUCGAUACCACAACAUAACCACACUCCAGUUGGAAAUGUAUGAAUUCGCAAAGGAACAUCUGAUGGAUGAUGAUGAGGGUGAAGUUGUGGAAUUCCUUGAUGAGCUGUUAGAAGUAGAGGAAAAGAAGGAACCCUGAUGAGUGAAAGCACCACGAAGUGUUUUACAAAAGUAAAGACUCGUCGUUGCUCCUUACUAUUGUUUUUGGUCACCUGUAGUUCCAGUUAGAUAUACCUCAAAGCUGCUCCUUUAAGCUUCACCUUAUGUCACAAGAUCACUCCUGCACUGACUCUUCCGUGAGCAUGGCUUUUCACUGUGCAUUUACAGAAUUGGUGCAUAUGGGUUUCCUCUUGAGCUUUCUUUCCUUUACACAAACACAACAAAGCAGACUAUUUGUAUUUUUGGGGCUAACACUAAGGUUCCUCAUUUCAGUGCUGUUCCACUGAGUUAUAACAGUACGGCUAAAUUCCGAAGAAUUUUUGUCAGAUUAUGAAUCAGAUUAUGAACCAUGGAAGACAUAACAGUUCCUCUAGACUUUCUGACCUAUGUAUUGUGUUAUUUAUAUAUGUCUUUUUCUGUAAUGAUGAAUAAAGCGAUACUGAAUCCCAGCGCACCUGAAAGAUGUUAAGAUACAUUUAAAUAGCUGAAAUAAGAUGAUUAACAAAGCACAACUAGUGAUCUUGUAAAAGUUGCUUAAAGAAUUCUUUAAGCAGUGUUGAUCUUUCUUAAAAACUUAAUGAAAUUCCAUGAUGUGAAACUGAGGUCACUUGGAACUGAAUAAUAAAUCAUUCCUUCUUCCUACCAGUUCUUACUCUUUCUGUUGAAACAACUUGUCGUUCC